Messenger RNA from Sitophilus oryzae (rice weevil), 732 nucleotides. RefSeq names its product exportin-1-like. Gene Ontology annotation, biological process: protein export from nucleus; ribosomal large subunit export from nucleus; ribosomal small subunit export from nucleus. The record is from RefSeq and is a predicted model, not a curated record. NCBI's taxonomy places the organism in Eukaryota, Metazoa, Arthropoda, Insecta, Coleoptera, Curculionidae. The transcript is spliced from 4 exons. The annotation marks the transcript as partial. Gene Ontology annotation, molecular function: nuclear export signal receptor activity. Gene Ontology annotation, cellular component: nucleus; cytoplasm.
CUUGGUCGAAUUUAUUUGGAUAUGCUGAAUGUUUAUAAAGUUAUGUCAGAGAAUAUAACUGCAGCUAUAACUUUAAAUGGAGAAGCCGUUACGAAACAACCUCUGAUAAAAGCUAUGCGAGUUGUUAAAAAGGAAACUCUUAAACUUAUUGCUGAUUGGAUUUCAAAAUCAAAUGACAACACUAUGGUUUUAGAGAACUUUCUACCUCCCUUUCUAGAUGCAGUUUUGAUAGAUUACCAGCGAACUACAGUGCCUUGUGCAAGAGAACCUGAGGUACUAAGUGCUAUUGCCACAAUAGUCCAUAAGCUAGAAGGUCAUAUUACUGUGGAGAUACCUAAAAUUUUUGAUGCAGUUUUUGAGUGUACCCUUGAAAUGAUUAAUAAGGAUUUUGAAGAGUUUCCUGAACAUAGAACCAACUUUUUCUUGCUCCUUCAAGCUGUAAAUAAUCAUUGUUUUGUGGCAUUUUUAAAUAUUCCGCCAACUCAAUUUAAACUGGUACUUGACAGUAUAAUUUGGGCAUUUAAACAUACCAUGAGAAAUGUAGCCGAUACAGGUCUACAAAUUCUCUUGAAAUUGUUACAAAACGUUGAACAACAUGAGGCAGCUGCUCCUAGUUUCUAUCAGACCUACUUGACAGAUAUUUUGCAACAUGUCUUCUCCGUUGUUACUGAUACAUCUCAUACAGCCAGUUUAUCGAUGCAUGCUACUAUCUUGGCCUAUAUAUUUUCAUUG